Trichoderma citrinoviride is the source of this 1248-nucleotide messenger RNA. RefSeq names its product acetate kinase. The coding region runs from base 1 to 1248 and encodes 415 amino acids. Lineage: Eukaryota; Fungi; Ascomycota; Sordariomycetes; Hypocreales; Hypocreaceae. Gene Ontology annotation, biological process: acetate metabolic process; phosphorylation. Gene Ontology annotation, molecular function: acetate kinase activity. The transcript is spliced from 2 exons. The record is from RefSeq and is a predicted model, not a curated record.
AUGAGGGUCAUCCUCGCCAUCAACGCCGGCUCCAGCUCGGUCAAGAUAUCCGUCUAUCUGGCCGACAAAGGAACAACGCCGCGCCAGAUUGCCGAGUCUCAAGUGAGCGGUCUUACGGCUCCGCCAGCUAAGCUGAAAUAUACGCGAGGCGGCGAGACCAUCAUCAAAGACCAGGACGUGGACGAUGCCGUCAACAGCCAGGACGACGCCUUCGCUUUGCUGCUCAAGACGUUGGUAGACGAUGCUGAAUUGAAAGAGAUCAGCUCCAAGUCCGACGUGGCCAUUGCCUGCCAUCGUAUCGUCCAUGGCGGCGACUACAGCGAGUCCCAAAUCAUCACUCCAGACACAUACAAUCAGCUAGAGAUCCUCAGCGACCUUGCUCCCUUGCACAACGGUGCCGCGCUGGCAAUUGUCGACUCUUGCAUGAAGCAGCUCCCCGACGCCCUCAACGUCGCUUGUUUCGACUCCCAGUUCCACUCGACGAUACCGCCGCACAUCUCCACGUACCCGAUCGACCCGACAAUAGCCAAGAAGAACGGGUUACGCAAGUACGGCUUCCAUGGCAUCAGCUACGCCUUCAUCUCCAGAUCCGUCGCCGACUUCCUUGGCAAGAAUCUCGAUGAGCUCAACAUCAUUACCCUGCAUCUCGGCAGCGGAGCCAGCGCCUGCGCGAUCAAGGGAGGCAAGAGCUGGGACACCAGCAUGGGCUUGACUCCGUUGGCCGGGCUCCCUGGCGCCACCCGCAGUGGCAGCGUAGAUCCAAGCUUAGUUUUCCAUUAUGCCAGCGACGUAGGCAAACUCUCGCCCGCUGCCACCGAGAAGCUCCACAUCUCCAGGGCCGAAGAAAUUCUCAACAAGCAGAGUGGCUGGAAGUCCCUGACGGGCACCACGAACUUUGGCACCAUUGCCGCCUCAGACGAUCCUCAGCACCGCCUUGCCUUUGACCUGUUUGUGGACCGCAUCUGCGGCUUUGUGGGGAGCUACUACGUCUCGCUGAGAGGCCAGGUGGACGCCAUCGUCUUCGCGGGAGGAAUUGGCGAGAAGAGCGCCCGGCUUCGCAGUGCCGUGGUGGAUCAAUGUGGCUGCCUGGGCUUUGCCAUUGACGAGGCGCGGAACAAUGCCGAGGGCGAUGCAACAGUAUGGGAUAUAGGCAGCAAGGACUCGAAGCACCACGUGCUCGCGUGUCACACGGACGAGCAGUUCGAGAUGGCCAGGGACUGCACAGACAUGCCCGCGCUUUGGAAAUAG